Candidozyma auris is the source of this 612-nucleotide messenger RNA. RefSeq names its product transcription factor CUP9 (gene CUP9). The transcript has a single exon. Bases 1 to 612 code for a protein of 203 amino acids. Lineage: Eukaryota; Fungi; Ascomycota; Pichiomycetes; Serinales; Metschnikowiaceae. Gene Ontology annotation, molecular function: DNA binding. Gene Ontology annotation, biological process: regulation of DNA-templated transcription. The record is from RefSeq and is a predicted model, not a curated record.
AUGAACAACAGAGUCACUUUACCUCCAAUCUCAGAUAUCUUCACCAACAAGAACGUGGGCGCUUUACCACAGCAGCAGCCCCAGUUCGCCAUCCAGAGACCCCUUGUCACGGGGCCUGCUCCCCCAGCAUACGCGGCGAUGCCCGUUUACCUGUACCAGUACAUGUACAACUCGCCCCCACACUACCAUCCUUCGCCUUAUGGCAACGCUUCAUAUACCCCAUACGUGGCAGCUCCAGCGUCAGGAAGCGGGAGCCAAAGCGAAGUCUCUGGGUCUUUGUCUUUGCACAGGGACCUGACGAGCAGCGAGCGCCGCCCGCUGGUUGCGCUGCCCACGUCACCAGGGCUGCCUUCGUCAAAGUCGCUGACGCCAGAAACAAGCAGUUUGGCUACAAGAGCCAGAACGAGAAACAACUUGCCCAAGGAAACUACGUAUAUUUUGUUGAAGUGGCUCAACGACCACUUGAACCACCCAUACCCCAAUUCGUUUGAAAAGACGCAGUUGAUGAUGACCACAGGGCUCAAUCAGCAGCAGUUGAGUAACUGGUUUAUUAAUGCUAGGAGAAGGAAGAUCAAGUUGUUACGCCAGAAGAAGCAGGCUGAAAGAAACUAA